This is a messenger RNA of Pogona vitticeps (central bearded dragon), 6550 nucleotides long. RefSeq names its product syntaxin binding protein 5L (gene STXBP5L). Gene Ontology annotation, molecular function: myosin II binding; GTPase activator activity; syntaxin binding. The record is from RefSeq and is a predicted model, not a curated record. Gene Ontology annotation, cellular component: plasma membrane; cytoplasm; SNARE complex. NCBI's taxonomy places the organism in Eukaryota, Metazoa, Chordata, Lepidosauria, Squamata, Agamidae. Gene Ontology annotation, biological process: exocytosis; Golgi to plasma membrane transport.
CCCAGCGGGCUUGGCAGCGGCGCCUCAUAAACCUCUGAGAGGAGCCCACAAUCGCGUCGCCCGCUGGAGAGCAGCCGGCCGGGGGCGCCGACGUUAUUCCGACACCCUCCGGGGUGGGUGGGUUGUGCUUUGGUGCCACCCCCCCUCUACGGUUAGAUCCGCUCAGAGAAAGUGCUUGCUUUCUGCUUCCCCCUUCCCCCCCCCGCUCCUCUUUCCUUUCCGAGACCCAUGGACCGGCCCCGGGGGCUGGCAAGUUGCUGGCUAGCGAGGAGAUCGCCGGAGCUGCUGCUUGGGCCGCCUGCAGCCAUCUCCCCAACCGACUGACGGGAGAGCGUUUGGACUGGCCUUCUUCACCUUCCGCCAGAGAUUAUGGGUGGCUAAGUCAAGCGGUGGGUUUCCGUUCCGCUGGAAACCAGGCUGCGGGUUCCCAGGGAGCAGGCGGCGGGGGACUGUGUGAGGAGGGACCGCCUCGGCGGCGAAGCACAGCCACCACCUCAUCCAGGUCGCCAGCCAGGAUGCCAUCUACACGUCGCUCAGCCGGAGACGCACGAAGAAGGCGGCUGAGGAGCCACUGAUUACUCACCCUCAACGUUUCAAUUGCGAGGAGGAGCUGCAGUUUUUGUAGAGGGGCAGGCAAGUUAGCGUGGUGCCUGCCGCGGUAGAUGCCGGAAGCGGACCUCAAAAUAACAGUAACAGCGGCCACGGCUGUAAAAAAAAGAGAGCAUAGGGGGAAAAAUACCUGCUUUGAGUUUUGUAACCUCCAUCUAGAAAUAUUUCGUCAACAACAAAUAUUGAACGUCAACGGGAUAGAGAGUUGGCAGACUUGAAUUCUGAUCGCUAGUGUAUGUAUAAAAUGUGGAUUCUUCAAGAAAGGCAUCUUGCAAUUAGCUGUAAUUAAUCAUUUUUGAACUCCUAAGCUCUGUUUUGCUAAUAUUUUUCCUCCCCAACCCUCCUUUUCAAAGUAUUCCUUACAAUAUGCCUUCUGUUUCUUUCAGUAGAAAAUGGGGCCGUUCAGUAUUUCAUUCCAGUUAAUGCAAAAGACCCAAUUACUGCAUCACUGGAAAAUCUGAGAGCUGUUUUGGUUUUGUUCUGUUUCGGGUUUUUUGCAUGCCUGCCUGCACUAGAUGUGAACCUCUCAAAGGCCAGCCCUACUGAUCCCUUGUCAAAUCCUCCUUGAGACUUUUCUUCGAAAUGAAGAAAUUUAAUUUUCACAAAGUUUUGGAUGGCUUAACUUCAUCCCCUAGUGGAAACAGCAGUGGUAGUGGUGGCAGUGGGCCCAGCAGUGGUUCUGUGCAAUCAGGAGGGACUCCCAGAGAGGAAAUCCAGGAGACUCUCACUUCAGACUAUUUUCAGUUAUGCAAGACUGUUCGCCAUGGGUUUCCAUAUCUGCCCACUGCCUUAGCUUUUGACCCAGUUCAGAAAAUUCUGGCUAUUGGGACAAGAACAGGUGCCAUUCGCAUAUUGGGCAGACCAGGUGUUGACUGUUACUGUGAACACGAAAGCGGUGCUGCAGUUCUGCAGCUUCAGUUUUUAAUUAACGAGGGUGCUUUGGUCAGUGCCAGUUCAGAUGACAUGCUUCAUUUGUGGAAUCUGCGGCAGAAACGGCCAGCAAUUCUCCAUUCUCUGAAAUUUAAUCGAGAACGGAUUACUUUCUGUCACUUACCUUUCCAAAGCAAAUGGCUUUAUGUUGGAACAGAGAGGGGAAAUACUCACAUUGUAAAUAUUGAGUCCUUCAUACUUUCUGGAUAUGUCAUCAUGUGGAACAAGGCAAUAGAACUCUCCACAAAGACUCAUCCUGGACCUGUUGUGCACCUGAGUGACAGUCCAAGAGAUGAAGGGAAACUAUUGAUGGGUUAUGAAAAUGGUACUGUAGUACUCUGGGACCUAAGAUCAAAAAGAGCUGAUUUGAGAGUAUACUACGAUGAGGCUAUUCAUUCUAUUGCGUGGCAUAAUGAAGGGAAGCAGUUCAUGUGUAGUCAUUCUGAUGGAAGUUUGACGCUGUGGAAUCUUAAAACUCCCAGCAGGCCUUUCCAGAUUAUCAUCCCACAUGGUAAAGUUCAAAGAGACGGGAAAAAAAUUGAAUCCUGUAAACCAAUCCUUAAAGUAGAAUACAAGACCUGUAAAAACAGUGAGCCUUUUAUAGUUUUUUCUGGAGGACUUUCAUAUGACAAACCUUGGCGAAGACCAAGUCUGACAAUCAUGCAUGGAAAAGCAAUCACAGUGCUUGAAAUGGAUCAUCCCAUUGUUGACUUUUUAACUCUUUGUGAAACUCCAUACCCAAAUGAAGUUCAAGAACCCUAUGCUGUAGUUAUACUAUUGGAAAAAGAUCUAAUUGUCGUUGACCUGACUCAAAGCCAUUUUCCAAUUUUUGAAAAUCCUUAUCCCAUGGACAUUCACGACUCACCAGUCACCUGCACAGACUAUUUUGCUGACUGUCCACCAGACUUGAUUCCUGUACUGUAUUCUGUAGGCGCUAAACAUAAGAAGCAAGGAUACAGCAAUAAGGAGUGGCCUAUCAACGGUGGAGCAUGGAACCUAGGAGCACAGACAUAUCCUGAAAUUAUCAUUACGGGUCAUGCAGAUGGAUCUGUAAAAUUUUGGGAUGCUUCUGCCAUUACACUGCAGAAAGUGUAUAAAUUGAAAACUUCAAAGGUGUUUGAGAAACACAAGGUGGAGGGAAAACCAGCAGGAGAAAUUGUAGAAGAGGAUCCUUUUGCUGUCCAGUUGAUGUACUGGUGUCCUGAAAGCAGAAUAUUUUGUGUAGCAGGAGUCUCUGCAUAUGUUAUUGUUUACAGAUUCAGCAAACAUGAAGUUAAUACUGAAAUAUCAUCUUUAGAGGUGCAACUUCAGAGUGAGAUAGACGACACCAUUAGUCCCGAGGCAGAUAUGAUUCCUCCAUUUCCAAAUGCCUCCUCACACCUUUCAUCUUUAAAAGAUCUCUCAGGCAGUACAAACACCGUGGCAUCUGAAGGAACAGUGAAGGACAGUAUCCCGUUUCUCAGCGUUAAGACUCGUGCUGUAAGGAUGCCUCCUGGUUACCAAGCACAGCUUGUUAUUCAGUUGGUGUGGGCAGAUGGUGAGCCUCCUCAGCAAAUAACCAGCCUAGCAGCAAACUCAGCAUAUGGACUAGUUGCAUUUGGAAACUGCAAUGGUUUGGCUGUUGUGGAUUUUAUACAGAAGACUACCCUGCUGAGCAUGGGAAGCUUUGAACUUUACGGAUCAAGUGACUUAUAUCAACGGCAGCCUCGCUCUCCUCGCAGAAGCAAACAGUUUGCUGCAGACAACUUUUGCAUGCGUGGCCUAUCUAACUUUUAUCCCGAUUUAACGAAACGGAUCCGUACUUCCUAUCAGAGUCUUACUGAACUGUCAGAUGGUCCAGUUUCGCUGGAGCUGGAGCGGUGCAAAUCCCCCACAACCUCAGAUCCUGUAAAUGGACACUGUACAAGUCCAACAUCCCAAAGUUGUGGCUCUGGGAAACGUCUAUCCAGUGCAGAUAUUUCAAAAAUCAAUCGCUGGGGUCCUGGAAAACCUCCAUUUAGGAAAGCACAAUCUGCUGCCUGCAUGGAAAUUUCUUUGCCAGUCACAACAGAAGAUAACAGGGAAAACUCCAUGAGUCAUUCUCGAAGCUCUAGUGUCUCCAGUAUUGAUAAGGAAUCCAAAGAAGCCAUUACAGCUUUAUAUUUCACAGAAUCAUUUGCACGGAAAAAUGACACCACAAUCUCUCCUUGCCUUUGGGUCGGUACAGGCCUGGGUGUGGUCUUAACUGUAUCCCUUAAUCUGCCCACUGCGGAUGAAGUGAGGCAGACUGAGCCUGGAAUGGCUUCUCCAAGUGGUACCGUUCUGUCACUGAAGGGAGCCGUGUUAAGGUUUGCUUGUUUGGAUUGCAUGGGGACCUUGAUCCGUCCGCCCUAUGAAGCAUGGAGAGAUCCAAACAGCACAGAUGAAAGUGAAAGAAACAAGAAGAGGAAACUUGUCCUGCAUUCUUCAAGCUCCCAGGAUAUGGGAGACCACCAGUUUGCCGUUAUCUGCUCAGAGAAGCAAGCCAAAGUAUUUUCACUGCCUUCCCAGAUCUGUCUCUAUGUUCACAAUAUCACAGACACAUCUUUUCUGUUGCGAGCAGACGUGGUGACCCUGUGUAACAGUGUUUGCCUGGCAACCUUGUCUGCUAGUGGGAGUAUCCUGAUACUGAGUUUACCCAGCCUACGGCCAUUGCUCGAUGUUAACUAUUUACCUGUAACAGACAUGAGGAUUGCCAGGACCUUUUGUUUUACCAAUCAAGGACAAGCCUUGUAUCUUGGUUCUCCUACAGAAAUCCAGCGAUUGAACUACAGCCAGGAAAUGUUUGACAAUCUUCAGGAUAUGCUUGGGGAGUUGUUCACUCCUGUGGAAACCCCUGAGGCUCAAUACAGAGGCUUCCUGAAGGGUCUCUUUGGUGGAACGGGUGGAACCCUCGACAGGGAAGAGCUCUUUGGUGAGGCUACAGCAGGAAAAGCUUCUCGCAGCUUGGCUCAGCACAUUCCUGGAUCAGGUGGCGUUGAAGCGGUGAAAGGAGCUGCAGGAGGUGCCAUUGGAGACCUGGCUCGUGCCCGUCUUGCUCUUGACGAAAGGGGACAGAAACUUGGAGAACUAGAUGAACGGACCGCAAGAAUGAUGGCGAGUGCAGAAGCUUUCUCCAAACAUGCGCAUGAGGUAAUGCUGAAAUACAAGGACAAAAAAUGGUAUCAAUUUUGACUUUCAAUCAUAAAGCUGCAUCUCAGUGUACCAAGGACAGAAGGAAAAGGCCUUACUCUUCAAAUUCAGUCACAGGGCAGAAGCAGCUUCCCCUCCUUGGUGGACCUUUCCUGUUUCAGCAAACCAGAUGGUCAAGCGAGAAGGUUUUCUGGCACCCAUGUGCGGUGGAACUGCGCAGUCAGUCUACACUGAGAGUCCCUUCCAAAUGAACAGUCAUAUUUAACAGGUAAUUUCACCGGCUUUAGGAAUGAACUCUGGGGAAGGCUCUUCACGGUUUAAAAUAUAAUGUACAAAUUAGAUUGUUAAUGCAUUUAAACUGAUCAAAACUUUGCAUGACUAAUUGACUUCUUAUACAACAAAGACAAAAGCAAAGCAUGCUGUGACUGAGGAAAGGGAUUUAUUUUUAAGUUCCACAAAGAAAUAAACAGGAAAACUCUUGCUUUUUUUAAAAAAAAGAAGUUGGUACAUUUGAAGCAUGUUGCUCUUAACAGAUGAGCUGCAUUUCACACACUUGACAUUCCUUUUCUGUAGACAAUCUUAGUCUGAAUACACUCGUGCAUUUCAUUAGUAGAAAAUAAAGUAAUUAAAUUUCUGUGGCCACAUCAUGAAGCUUUCUUUAUGUGAUAUUCUUGCAGCAAUUAGGAGAAGGUCAAGUUGUUCAAGGGUGGCGAACCUCAUGGUUUUGGGGGCCACAGUCCAGCCAAAGGCAAAGUAGGCGGGACCUAUAACAAGGGCAAAGCUCUGAGGUAUCAUCUAGUGUGAUAAUCAAAUUAUAUAAUGUAAAUUUAAUAUUUAUAAUGAUAAAAGAGAAACACACACACACACACACAUAUGUGUGUGAGAAGUAAGAACUAACUUGCACAGAAAGAAGCAAUUUUAGAACAUCCCAAGCGAUUUCAGACUAGCUGAAAAGACAGCUAAAUCCAAGGAUUCCAAAACACUCUUUUAGGGGGGGAAAAAACCACUACUACCAUCCAGGAAGCAGCAUGCUAAAAGAUUAUCACAACUCUUUUUUUGCAUUUUUACUUAGAAGUAAAUAGAACUUUCACAAGCACCACAGACUUUUUUUGUUAAAUUAUAUAAAGCAGUUGACAAAUUCAUCUGACUUCCCCUCCACAAGUGAAAUCUCAGGUUCUUCCCAGUGCUGUUUCAUUGUGACGCUAUAUGGGGCACCUGCUGCAGCAGGACAAAGCCAGUAGCUGCUCCCAAUUAGUGUUUAAAGUACGGUGAUGAGCACUGGAAACAGAGACUGGAUAAAACAUGGGAAAUGCUCGGGUUUGGAUUGUUUGAUCCAAAAAUGGUAGGAAGGUCAAGAAAGAAAGAGGUCAGUGAAAGCUGGAACAUAGAGGAGACAUGCCUACCACAUCCAAGCAACAUUAACAUGUGUUGAAAAGAGGAGUAGGAAAAAAUGAGAUAAAAAAUCAGAGGUGAGGAGUGGCAGGGCAUGUUCUCAGCUGAGAAAUGCUCACAGACCUGAGUGCUGAACCUUUUUGGCCAAGACAGAGAGCACUGUAAAUGAAAGGGGGUGUUUCCAGCCAAGAAUGCACAGAUGAGAUGAGCAGACCUCAUGGCCUCCAUUAGACCCAACAGGUCUAAUGGAUGAAGUUGCUGUCAGGAAUGGAUAUGGGGCACUGAAGCAGUUGUGUUCCUUUUAAAAGGAAUUUUAAAAUGGUAGUAAUUUUAAUAGGAAUGCCAUUUAAUGUAACAGUUAAUGUCAGUUGCCAGUUUUUUUGAGCCCCCACCCCAAACAUUGGGAGGCCCCUGAAGAGAGUUUGGGGCUGGCACUUAAUAGGAUAACACAGUGUAAGCACCAGGGGAA